Molecule: messenger RNA, 1783 nt
Organism: Caenorhabditis elegans
Lineage: Eukaryota; Metazoa; Nematoda; Chromadorea; Rhabditida; Rhabditidae
Gene: coa-6
Product: Cytochrome c oxidase assembly factor 6 homolog
Exons: 10
Coding region: 5-277 (90 amino acids)
Biological process (GO): respiratory chain complex IV assembly
Source: RefSeq, marked reviewed
AUAAAUGAGCAAAGAAGAGCCGAGCUUGAAAAGCGAGCGUCGAAAGUGUUACGAAGCCCGUGAUCAAUACGCAGCUUGUAUCGACAAAUUUUUGAGUCAGGGGAAAAGCGAAAAAGAGGCUACAAACUCGUGCCGUUCCGAGCGUAAGAACUUUGACGGAAAUUGUCCAACUUCUUGGGUCAAUCAUUUCAUAAGAAAAGAUCAGUUUGAGAGAUACAAGAAAACAUUGGCAGCUCAAGGAGUGAAUAUUGCCGAUCAUAAUGCUCUCAAUGAUUAGAUCAAUUCGCUCUAUUUCUACAACUUCUUCGUGCCUUUUUCCUACUUUAAAUUCGCCAUUUCCUCGUCCUGAAAUUCUCGAAAUGUCACCUAAAUACCAAUUUCUAACUACUACGACACCACAAAUUAACGGGACAACUGAACUUCAGUCAAUGCUUUCGGAAGUUUUACGGUGUAACUCUUUCUUCGAUUCGACAGUUUUCAAUAAUGUCGUCAAAAUGGUGGAAAGUCAAAAUAGUUUUUCGAGGGAUUUUGCUAAUCUCACUGCAAUGAGAUAUAUCGCAGUUGUAUAUCAUUCUAUAAAUGAUGAGGAAGCUCGACUAACACUGAAAAGGCUGAAAGAUAACAUCGAAAAAUGCAAAAUACAUAAGAUGCAGGAAGAACACGAUAAAUUUCGCAUGUCGUUGGACCAAGAUGCUGCAAUUCCAGAUUUUUCAAAGGUUAUGCACAAGCAAGAUUUGGUGAGAUGCUAUUUUCGACGAGAGCUGGCGAAUAAAAAGUGGAAAACUGUGAAGCAACUGCUCUCACGUUAUCCUAAAAAUAUCAAGUUAUAUGAGCAUAUUAGUGCUUUCCUGGAUGCUGCAAAGCUUGAAAAUGCAGAGCCCAUUGAUAUUAUGCAGGUUUUUAUGAACUAUGCGCAAGUCGAUAAUCCACGUUUCAUGGAACAAACUGAAUUUGAUGAAAUCUUCAAACAAGUGGCCGAAGCUUGUUCUGCAAAAGUAUCCGUAAAGUCAGAGCUAGAUGUCAAAAAGACUUACAUUUCCGAAAAAGAAGGAAAGAUACUAAAAGAAAAGUGCGAUAAAUAUGUGGAAAGUAUGAAAGAAGGGUUCGUCAAAAAGGAGGAAUACGAGAAAAUUCGGCAGAAAGUUUUGCGAUGGAUGGAAGAAAGAAAUAUUCGAAAUGGAGAGAAUGUGGUUGUCGUUGAUGCAUUGAAUUUCGGUUAUGGAGUGGAUCCGAAAGAAUGGGAUGAUAUUUCCAGCAAAUUCGAGCAUGUAUUCUUUGCAACUAGACGGAUAUCAAACCAAAAACUACGGAAAGAAGUGAUGGAAAGAUAUAAUGGAAAUGCUCUGUUUUGUGAUAAAUUGUCCACAGAUGACCUCAUAAUAAUUCGAAUGGCUCUAGAAUUCGGUCCGGAGACGUCAAUUGUUACAAAUGAUAAAUAUACUGAUCAUCGUUCAGCAAUCUGUAAUGGUGAUCAAAAGUUGGAGAAAAUUUUCGACGAUUUUCUCACUGAUGCAUCACAUCGACACUUCCAUGGCCGAAUCGAGACGAGACGGAAUUUCAAUAUUCGAAUUCGUAAUCCGGAUAAUAGAAUAUGGAUACUGCCCGUUAUGAACUCAGAAGGAAAGCUGUCGAGAAACAUUAAACGUUAUAAAGUUGAAGUUUUUAGAAAUAGUUGAUAUACGUGUUUCUAAUUGUGUAUUGUUUUUGUCAUGUAAUAAACACACUAUUCAUGAUCCUCGAUUUAAUUUUUUUUGACUUUGAAAAGAAUAUAAAACUAUCUACU